GGCCAAUAGUUAUUUCAUCGAAAGCUAAAACGCCGAAUCCCUAUGACCUAUGAGCGUUCUUGGAGCCGCGCUUUACCCCCAACAUUGCUCCCAAUCAGAUUUUCGUGUAUAGCUAUUGCCCGGCGCUGCUAAAAAAUUUCGGGCCAACGAACGACUAGAAUCUUCUCCAGUAAAAAUAAACAUAUCACAAAAACUACAAAAAAAAAUCUCGACGGGAAGGAUGGGAGCGCCAAAAACAGCAUUUUCGGGUUGAGCAAGUAUUGCCACUACGUGUUUUGCAAUUACUCAUUGUGUGCUAUUUGAUUCGGAGUGGGACUCCUCAAACAGUAUAAAAACCCCUGAAAAGAAGAGGUGCAACAUCUGCAACUGGGAUUCAUCUUGCUGCUGCUGCCAGCUUCGCAAUGCGUACCUCCCCGUGGAUUGUCGUGCUUGCUCUCCUCGCGCAAGCUUCUGCUGGAGUCUCGAAAGGUCAGAAUGAAGAUGCUGAAAAAAUUGCCAUCUUUGAUAUAGAGGAUAUCACAAAAGAAUACACUCUGGAAGCACUGGUGGCAGAUGCCAAUUACACAGAAACGGAAAUCUUGCUGUCGAACUUCGAGAGCACCACGAAUUCUGGAGUUGCUCCAACCAGUGCCACACCGAUCUAUCUCAACGGAACGGAUGAAAACGGAAGAAUUUUGGGAGGAACACUUAUUGCUGCUCCUGCUGAAUUAGUGGAGCCACUCAAUUCCUAUAUCUUCGUUCAAUCCUCGAAUGCUGCUGCUGUUAUUAUAAGUAGCUGUGGUGGUGUAUUGUUGACAUCCGCUUGGGGGUUGACAGCCGCUCACUGCGUCGCGCUGGCUACAGAUAUUCUUGUAGUUGCUGGGGAGAUUGAUGAUCCGGCAGCAGCUGUAGGCGGCAUAACAAGUGCAGCCACGGCAAUAAUUCAUCCCCAAUUUGUACUGAACUUCUUGAUAAAUGAUAUUGCUCUGCUUAGUCUAGCCACGCCGUUGGCAAUUGGUGGAGUUGUCGGGACAGCUAAACUGUCGCUCGUCAAACCCACCGCUGCGUUGAACAAUAUUAUGUUUAGGACACUGGGAUUCGGUCCUAUUGAUGAGAAUGCUUUCCUGAGCGCGGGGUCAACACUGAAUUUUGUCGAUAUGCGGAAUAUGAAUAAGGCAACGUGCAACGCACAGACAGCACCAAUUUACGUGUUGUACCCUGGAAACACGGGAUGUUUGAACACCGCUUCCGGAACUAAAGGAAUCUGCAAUGCUGACCCUGGUGGACCUGUUUUCCACACAGCCCCGAAUGAUGACGUCGGGAAAGUUAUUGGCAUCAACUCUCAAAUUGUGGGCUGCCCACGUCAACAACCCAGCUCGUUCACCUGGAUCUUUCCCUUCAUUCCCUGGCUCAGAGCCAAGACUCUCAAAACAUUGACGUCGUAAUGCUGCGUACAUCAUCAUUAUUUAUUCGUGGUAUUGGAAGGCGGGACCCAAAUAAAUAAUUGUUCAUUGAAAUGA
Molecule: messenger RNA, 1499 nt
Organism: Cloeon dipterum
Lineage: Eukaryota; Metazoa; Arthropoda; Insecta; Ephemeroptera; Baetidae
Product: brachyurin-like
Exons: 7
Coding region: 402-1424 (340 amino acids)
Biological process (GO): proteolysis
Molecular function (GO): serine-type endopeptidase activity
Source: RefSeq, a predicted model, not a curated record